UUUUCUUUUUCUUUUUCCUUUUUUUUUUUUUUUUUUUAACCGGAGACAACUUAUUUCCUUCCAUGAUUUUCCCUGCGUCCAAACGCAAAAACAGUAAAACCCACCCACCGGAAAAAGAACAGAAAACAUGGCAUCAGUUCGUAGGGUUUUAUUAUCGAUCUCUGAAAGAAAGGGUUUAAUUUCGAUGCCUCGAUUUCUUCUAAUCCGUGAUAUUAUAACAAUCCAACGUUCAUUCUGCGAGAGAGCGUUCAAUCCCAAUCCUCUGCUCGCGAGACUGCUGCAGGAACCAAGCUCACGAAUUAAAAGUGCACUAGAUUCAGAGGACAUGUCUGCCCUCAAAAGCUCCGGAUUUUCCUGGGAAGCCCUCGUCACUUCUCUCAGAUCUUCGUCUCCGCAGAAAGCCCACCUGGUUUUGGAAUGGAGAUUAGAGAAAAUGCUGGAGGAGAAUGUGAGAGACCAUGAUUCCUUCUCCGAGUUGAUGUAUCUCUGUGGAAUGGUUCAGAAUGUUCCUCUCGCCAUGCGUGUCUUUACUUCUAUGGAGGGUCAUGGAGUUAGACCCACUUCUUCUGUUUUCAAUUCCCUUAUACAUGCUUGCUUGUCUUCAGGUAAUGUGAUGACAGCCCAGAGCUUGUUUGAGAUAAUGGAGAGCUCGGAGGGCUAUAAGCCUAAUUCUGAAACUUAUGAUGCUUUCAUAUCCACAUUCUCGAAUUUGGGGAAUGCUGAUGCCAUGCAAGCUUGGUACUCUGCUAAAAUUGCUGCUGGGUUCUCUGCUGAUCUUCAAACCUAUGAGUCUCUCAUUUUGGGUUUUGUUAAAGCAGGAAAAUAUGAUAGCGCUGAUAAAUUAUAUGAAGAAAUGAUGGCGUCUGGAGUCAUUCCCAACAUACCCAUAUUGGACAAUAUGCUUGAAGGGCUUUGCAAGCGGAGCAGUGUUUGCCAAGUGAAAGAGUUCUUGAACUCUGUGCUUGAUGUUGGUUAUGAAAUUUCUGGCCAGAUGGCUGAGAGGCUUGUGAGGUUGUAUGUUGAAAUGGGGACUGUGGAAGAUAUGGAGGAGCUACUCGUGACUUUAACGAAUGCCAAUCAAUUAUCUGAGUUUCUGUCACGGGUGCACUGUGGAAUUAUAAGGAAAUAUGCCAUGUUAGAUAGAUUGGACGAUGUAGAAUAUUCUGUUGGUAGGAUGUUAAAACAAGGCUCGUCUUUCAAUUCCCCAGAUGAUGUUGAGAAGGUAAUUUGUUCUUACUUCAGGCGGGCAGCUUUUGAUCGGCUAGACUUAUUUUUGGAACAUAUAAAGGGUUAUUAUGAGCUCAGAAGAUCAACUUAUGAUUUGUUGAUAGCUGGCUAUCGAAGAGCAGGUUUAUCAGAAAAAGUAGACACGGUGAUAAAGCAAAUGAAAUCAGCUGGAUUGUCAUAGCAUCCGGUAUCAUGUUCAAAGCAAAUUACUAUGAUCUUUCAUGUGCCUUCAUUGGCACAAAUGCAUGCAAAUGCCUAUGUACCUUCAAACCUAAAGGGUUUGGCUCAUAUCAAGAGAGAUGAAGGCGUGUGACAGGCAUUCAAACCCUCAUAUUAAGAGAGAUGAAGGCAUGUGAGAAGUCACGAAAAAUAGAGUGCUGCAGUACAUGUAAGCUUAAAAAAUUAGUGGGGAUUCCCCUUUAUGGAAUUGAGCUGGCCAUUUUUUGAAUAAGAAUCAAGUACUUGAUGGAAGGUUUAAUCC
Alnus glutinosa is the source of this 1708-nucleotide messenger RNA. RefSeq names its product pentatricopeptide repeat-containing protein At3g60050-like. The transcript is spliced from 2 exons. The coding region runs from base 128 to 1408 and encodes 426 amino acids. Gene Ontology annotation, molecular function: protein binding; mRNA binding. The record is from RefSeq and is a predicted model, not a curated record. NCBI's taxonomy places the organism in Eukaryota, Viridiplantae, Streptophyta, Magnoliopsida, Fagales, Betulaceae.